This is a messenger RNA of Penicillium egyptiacum, 1539 nucleotides long. The record is from the annotation of a GenBank genome assembly. Lineage: Eukaryota; Fungi; Ascomycota; Eurotiomycetes; Eurotiales; Aspergillaceae.
AUGCUUGUGACACUCGAGAAUGUUCCGUUUAUUCUUCUCGGCCUCGCUGUAGCCUAUUACUUGGUGCCGUACGUGCAAAAGUCGCACCUGCGCGACAUUCCCUCUGCCGGGUUUGCCGCGUUCACCAACGUUUGGCUACUGCUGCAGGCCCGCCGGGGUCAAAAGUACCUAACGAUCGACGAGGCCCACAAGAAGCAUGGAAAGCUAGUCCGCAUUUCACCUACGCAGGUCUCUAUUGCCGACGAUGCAGCUAUCCAGGCCGUCUAUGGACACGGAAAUGGUUUCUUGAAAGCGGACUUCUACGAUGCCUUUGUAUCUAUCCGCCGUGGCUUGUUCAACACCCGUGACCGUGCCGAGCAUUCGCGCAAGCGCAAGACCGUUUCUCACACUUUCAGUGCGAAGUCCAUUGGCCAAUUCGAGCAGUAUAUCCACGGCAACAUUGAGGAGUUCGUGAAGCAAUGGAACCGUCUGUCCGACCUCCAGGGUAACCCCAAGACCGGAUAUGUCAGCCUUGACGCCCUCAACUGGUUCAACUACCUGGCCUUCGAUAUCAUCGGCGACCUGGCUUUCGGUGCUCCCUUCGGCAUGCUCGAGAAGGGCCAGGAUAUUGCUGAGAUGCGUCUGGACCCCAAGGACCCUCCGAAAUAUGUCGCUGCUGUCGAAGUUCUGAACCGUCGUGGUGAGGUUUCCGCUACCCUGGGCUGCAUGCCGUCUAUCAUCCCCUUCGCCAAGUACAUCCCCGACCGCUUCUUCUCCGAAGGCCUGGAAGCCGUUGAGAACCUUGCUGGUAUCGCCAUCGCCCGUGUCAACGAGCGUCUCAAGCCGGAGGUUAUGGCAAACAACACCCGUGUGGAUCUGCUCGCCCGCCUUAUGGAAGGCAAGGACGGAAACGGUAACCAACUUGAACGCGCCGAAUUGACCGCCGAGGCCCUCACUCAACUGAUCGCCGGCUCCGACACCACCUCCAACACCUCCUGUGCCAUCCUGUACUGGUGCAUGACUACCCCGCACGUUCUCCCUAAGCUGCACAAGGCCCUGGACGAAGCCAUCCCCAAGGACAUUGAAGUUCCCUCGCACGCCAUGGUCAAGGAGAUCCCCUACCUGCAAUGGGUGAUCUGGGAAACAAUGCGCAUCCACAGCACAUCAUCAAUGGGUCUUCCCCGCGAGAUCCCCGCCGGCUCCAGCCCCGUCGUGAUCUGCGGCCACACAUUCAAAGCCGGCGAUAUCCUCUCAGUACCCAGCUACACGAUCCACCGCUCGAAGGAGAUCUGGGGCGCAGACGCGGAACAAUUCGUUCCAGAGCGAUGGAGUCCCGAGCGCCUCAGCGCACGUCAAAAGGCCGCCUUCAUCCCAUUCAGCCACGGUCCUCGCGCCUGUGUCGGCCGUAACGUCGCCGAGAUGGAACUCCUCGUUAUUUGCGCUACUGUGUUCCGGCUAUUCGAGUUCGAGAUGCACCAGGAUCGACCCAUGGAGACGCGUGAGGGAUUCCUGCGCAAGCCGCUCGCUUUGCAGGUUGGUAUGCGGCGUCGCCGGGUUUGA